CAUGUGAACAAUACAUUCAAAAUGGCCACCGAGGGAGUACUUCCGCUUCCCGAUUGUACUUAAAAUGACUGUCAAUAGUUUCAAUGUUUACUAAAGUUAUUUGUAUAUCAUAGUAUAUGUAGACCUAUUAGCUUUUAGCCUUAGGAAUUACAUUGAUGAGUGCAAUGAUGUUCUUGACAUCUAAAUCUAGAUUCUAAGUAAAUCUUAAGUGCGAGGAUUCUCUAUUCGCACUAGAUUAUUUUAAUUUUAUGACUUAUCAAAAAUAUCAUCACAAAACAUGGGGUCACGAAUCAGAGAAAAGCCAGAACGUUUCUUUGAGGUAUUUGUUGAGAUUGCAAAACCUGAAGGAAUUGAUGAUGCUCCAUUUAUUAUUCAGAAAUAUCCUGCAGAUUUUGAGGAUAAGGAAGCUCUAGCAAUGAUACCGAAAUUUGCUUUCCCUUGCAAGACUGAAGUGUCCACAGUGGAGCACUUCACUUUUGUCUUGACUGACUUGGAAAGUAUGUUUAGAUUUGGUUAUUGUAGGCAUGCCACAGGACAUCAGACUUGUCUCUGUAUAGUCAGUUGUUUACCUUGGUACGAAAUAUUCUACAAAUUUCUGGAUCUGUUAGCGGAUAUAACCAACAAGUCUGAAAACAACAAUGUGACCAAGUUAUUAGAGAAAAGUUACAACCAAGAAGUCCCAUCACCUAGGAUACCAGUAACAAUAGUUGCUAAUGAGGAUAUGUUUAGCUUUACUCCUCCAGAUCCAAAUAUACUGCCCAGUUUAUCUAGCAAUAGAAAUCUUAAAGAAUACUACAGCGCUGUAGAUCAUGAAAAUAUGAUGAAAAUUUUUGCCAGCAUGCUUCAUGAACGACGUAUUUAUAUGACUUCCAAAAAGCUCAGCAGGUUAACAGCAUCUAUACAUGCAGCCGAGAGCAUGCUCUACCCUAUGCAUUGGCAACACCUUUACAUUCCCAUCCUGCCAUCUCACCUCAUUGAUUAUAUUAGUGCCCCAAUGCCAUAUUUGAUUGGAGUCCACAAAAAUUUAGUAGAGAAACUGGUGCAGAACCGUGUCGAUGUAGGGGAUGCUGUGGUGGUUGACCUAGACAACAAUACUGUUACCUCCAUCUACGAUGACUUAGGAGACUUACCUCAUGAUGUGUCCAGUUUUCUCAAAAAAAUGUUGAGGAAAGAUACAAAAAACACAAUGUUGUAUACAGGGGAUGCUGUGUCCAAGGCAUUUCUCCAGGCAAUAGUUAGACUCAUUGGUGGCUAUAGGGAUGCAUUAAAGUUUAGGCAAGGUGAGGCAAUUACAUUUGAUCCUGAAGCUUUUGUACAGUCCCGUCCUUCAGAAAGUCAGCCAUUCCUUGAAGGCAUGCUCAGUCUACAAAUAUUUCAGCAGUUCAUCAGAGGCAGGUUGGAGAGGCUUGAGACUGGCCAUGGUUACACAGAUAUCUUUGAUGUGGAGGCCAAUAAAUAUAAUGAUAAGCUUCAUUCUAAACCCAAGUACAAGGAAUUUAUUAAAUCUGCCAAGAAAAGUGGAUCUAAAAGCAUUAUGAAACUACGCAGACAUUCCACUAAGGCAGCACCAAUGAUGACAACGGCUAUGCAUUCAAAUGGAAAAAAUAUAUUUAAGUCCUUGGAGAUUACAGAGCAAGGGAGGAAAGCCAUGACUACAGUGAAGACAAAAAUAUCAGGGCUAACUGAACCAGAGGAGAGAAGAGGGAGUGAGUUUCGAGUGUCUGGUGGACUGGUUCACUCCAAGCCCGUGACCCAUUCAUCUUCAUUAAAAGCACAGAGGCCGCCAAGACCACCACCUCCUAACAAAUCUUACAGUAAACCAGAUACUAGAGAGACACUUCAAGUGGAAGACAUGGUAGAUGACAGCACCUUGAGACUAAGUUACCACUCACCAGAUCUAAACCUGAUGGCAGACAGUGACAUACAGGCGGCCAUGUUCAGGUCUGCCAGUGCAGAGAUGUUGCCACAGUAUACUUCCAACAGACAGAAUUCCAGUGGUUCCUGUUCCACACCAUCCAGUGAUUCUAUAGGUGAAAAUGACAUCCCAUUUGAUGCUCUAAACAGCUCGGAUGAAGAUUCUUCUGUUGAACCAACACCAGAGAUAAUAAAAAAUGUUGAGCCUCCGACCUUCGUACCUGCUGAUAAACUAAUACGUCCUCAGAGUGAUCGUUUAAUAGGUAAACCUGGGGAAUUUCCUGUGCGGCCCCCGAGAGAGAAAAAAUUGCUCAAGUCCAGUCCCCAGCCUGUGGUGGCACUAAGACAACCGCCAACUGCGGCUCCAAGAAGAUCCAGUUUACAUAAACCCAAAUCCGAAGAGGUACCAGCAGAAGCUGUCCCUGAAGCAAUGCUCAUUAAGUUUGACUCUCCAGAAUCUGAAACUUCAAACACUGAUAUCUUUGAUCCCCUUAGCUCAGCUUCAAAACCCACAGAAACUAGGGAAGAUGAAGUGGACACAAGGGCAUUGGUUCGAAACCAUAGCUCAAGAGUGUCCUUGACCAGGUCUCAAGCUUUUAAACGUGACAGUCCUGUGUUUGUAAAGCCCCGUGUGAAAGAGGAUGAUGACUUGGAUUUAAUGACACUCAGGAAGGAUUCUACUGCAGACUUAUUUGACCCCUUGUCACCAAGUAACAAAGAUUCUAGUUUGACUGCACCCAAAUCUGACCCACUUUCUAGUCAUAGUCCCCGCAGGGAAAGCUCUGAUCUUUUGUUUCAUGAGUGGUCAAUAGCAUCAUUGCCUAGAGGGCCAAACAUAACACUGCCAGUUGGAGGUUUGGCUAUUUUACAGCCUCCGUCAUUCAGCAUGACACCUAUCAAACAGUCUUUGCCUAUGAACCCAGCUUUUGAUAGCGUGAAUCCAAGAGCUACUAGUAUGAUUCAGGGCUAUGGGGGUCAAAAGCAGGUACUUCAGCGAGUCAGUUUACCUUCAAAUCACAAGGAGCCAGUUAAUCCUCCUCCUGGGAGAUUGCCACCAUCAAUGCUCGCUCCUUAUGCAUACCCACAAACAAGCAAACUGCCUCAGUACCAGACUUUUGGUAACCUCUCCUCCCCCAAUAGUGCCCAUGGAAGUUUGAACUCUCUGGGCUCUAACAGCCCUUUAUCAAUGAGUGCUAAAAAUAGCCCAGCGGUAUCUCCUUCCCCAUCAAGGUCCACAACGCCAGCAAUCAGCUCCAACAAACAGUCAGACCCAUUCAGUGACCUACUGGAUAUAGAUUUUGGAAACACUAGCCAAAGUGCGGAUAACAAACAGAGCACAGAAAAGCAAGCUCCUUCCAAAACUAAUUGGGAGACAUUUGACUAAAUCUCUUGAAAACUUGCACUGAAGUUUGGAAUGAGAACUUCAGACCUCAAUUGGAGCUUGUUAUUUCCUUUACCUAUUCCAGAUAAAACAGACUUGAUCAUUCUAGCACUGGAAGUUGUUUGAAUAUAUUUGGUUGCAGAGAUUGAAUAUUUCAUUGACACCACCAACAUUAGAGCACCCUUAAUAAGAUUCUACACUCAUGUCAUACUGGCAUUCUCAAUGAAAUGCUAGGUCACAGAACAGCUUGACACAGUCAUGCUAGUUGUUUUUUUUCUAACCCAGGCUCUCUCUGUGAUUUUUAUUUACUUCUCCAUGUCCCUGUGUGCUAGUCAUACAUCAUGUGUUUUUUUUUUUUAUAAAGCUUAUAUCAACUCACUCUGUCUAUCUGUCUGGUUGAAAGUUUGUACACAUAUUUUCUCCCACACCCAAUCUCAGAUCAAGCUGAAAUUUUGCACAAUUAUUUCUUUUACCUAACAAAACAAGAAUCAACAAAAAAAAAAAUUAAUCAAUUAGUUAAUGAACUAUUGGUAAUAAAUUAUUUUGUUUGGUAUCUCAAACAAGGGAAAGAAAUUGUACUUGACUGAAGUGGUAUACAGUGAAAUAGUCCCCUUAGUAAACACAAACAUGAAAUAGAAACAACAGAUAACUAUACAAUAUUUCAUGUUCAUAGACUCUUUGCUAGCAGAAUGAUUACUGUGUUGGCUUGAGAAGGCUUUAGCCUACAAGUUCAAUUCAGGUUGUCUCCUUUUUUUAAAAAAUACAUUUAAAAAGUGAUCACCCAGAUACUCUGUACUUUCUGCCCUUACCCCUUUCCAACUGGUCCAGACAAGUGAUGGGUUCAUAACAUGUUGAGAAAGCUAAAAGCAUGAAGUUACGCUAAACAAAAACUAUUGGUAAAAAAAUAUUUCUAAUAGCACAGAUUUAUUAAUGUUAGUCUAGAUCUAUUACAGAUUUAAUUGCAUGACACACUUGAUACAUUGAUACACUUGAUAUAAGCUUUGUUUUGUUUUUUUUAUGUUUUUUUUUGUAUUUUGCUUGUUUGUUGUUUGACUCAAAAACAUCAGAUUCCAAUUGUGUCCAGUUAUGUGUGUGUCAGGGCUAAUGUGUUGUAUCAGAAAAUAUAUCAACCAAACACUUGCAAAACAAUUUUUUGGAAAUCUUUGAACUACAUUUUUGGGGGUGGAGGGGUUUAUGAAAUUGUGACUCUAGAGCAGUGGUUCCCAAACUUUUUUGUCUGGUAGACCCCUGGGGGUCUAUAUAGACCACUUUGGGAAUCACUGCUCUAGAGCUAUCCUACACCAACAAAAUUUGAGUUUUAACCCUAGCAGACCUGAUGUCUUGAAUGUCCUUAGACUUCAUUGGGUGAGGGACAUGCCCAUCCUUCUAUUACUAUCAAAGAUUUCUUUAAGAAAUUCUGACUACCCUAAGUGUCUGAAAUAUAUUGAUCAACUUACUGUUGACAUGCUUAAUUUAUCAUCAGUGGGAAGGAUUCACAUCAAAACAUACAUGGGAUUUAAUUAUGAUCGGUGGAUUAUUUUUAGAUCUUGGUAGCUAUUGACAUUUUUUGGAUGACCUUUUUUAUUUUAAAGAAGUGAAAUAUAUAGAAACCAACAGUUUAACACAUUUUAUUUUUAAUUUAGUUUCAUGCCUAAGUUUCAUCCUUUGUUUUAUUCUUUUAAAAAUUAAUCAAUAGUAAUUGUACAAAAGAUUUGACCCGAACUCAACAAAAGUAAAUACUGUGUUAAAUGUGAAACAUGAUACAAACACUUGUGAUUUUGUUUGUGUUUAUCUUGAAUGGAUGUUAGUCGGAUUUGUUGUACCAGGAUCAUUAAAUGGAAAACCUCUUAAGAAAAGCUAUAGUGUAUAUUUGUGACAUAUUGUUUCAAAAAAGGAUUAAUUUAUACAUAUUGUUAAGUUCAGUGUAAUUAUUUGCAGCGCAAACUUUGUCUUUUCACAUAUAUAUAUAUUUUUUUAAAACUCACAUUAAUAUUUUGGUGUUUCAGUUUGUAUAAUGUGGGCAUCUUUAUAGUUUAAAGUUCAUUACAGUAAGCAUCUGCGUGUUUACUUAUGUCAAAACAGUUAUUGACAAUGUAAGAAGGCUUUAAAAUUUAUAUUAAAAAGUGUGGAUGUAUUUUGACAUAGUGUCUAUGUCUUGGUCUCUACAUUGUGUCUAUGUCUUGGUCUCUCUGUGAUGUGUUACAGCUGAUAGCAUUAACCCUGAAUUGUUUAAAAGCCUGCAAAACCUUCUGGAGGAGAAAGCUGACUUAAUGGAUAGAAAGCAAUGUUUUGUAUUUUUCAACUGAAGUUCAAUGUAUUUGUUAAUGUGGACAAUUUCAUCCUAUCUCAUCACCAACGAAACUUGCAUUGUUUUGUGGAGCAUAAUCCAACUUGUCAGACUGAUUUCAUUGUCAGACUGAUUUCAUUGUCAGGCUGAUUUUUUAAAGAAAUGAUUUCUUGAUUCAUAUAGGAAACAAUGUCUGAACUGAAUGUAUAGAAUCAAUCCUAAUUCAUACUGGAAACUUGCAUUCUUGAAUAAGGUUUUAUUUCUGACAUCUUUUUGUUUUCUGCUCAACUUGAUUUGCAUUUCAAAAGUUGUUGACAGUUGAGAGUUAUUACAGUUUUUUUUUUACCAAGUGUUAUCUCCCUGUGUGUUUCAUUCUAGAUUUCAUUGCUCUUGUUCUAUUCAUCAAUCAUCUUAUUGACAUUUCCUUCAAUGUUGAUUCUCCAUUGGACCUCUGACAAAAUCAUUUACAUUUUAUUGUUGCCUAUAGACUGUUGGUAAGUAGGCCUACAGAUUUAUUAGUUACAUCCUAUUGUACUUGGAGCUUUAAUUAUAUAGGAUCAAGUCAUGUGGGUCAUCUCCAAAGUUUAAGAUUUUUUUUCUAGUUCAACAUUUGUUUGAUGUGAUUACUGAAAGCUGUGUGGGCAUUGCGCGAUGUUUAAAUCAACUGUGACACUGAGAGUCGCUUCCCUUGUUGUGUACAUAUCUAUUUAUCAACAUUCUUGGGCUUGCUUUAAAAGAAGAGACUUUCAAAUAUGAUCAUUUUUUAUUCUGCUUUAUAACUCUGUGAUCAUCUCCUUUUACUUCUGUUCAACUUGUGAACAUUGUGACUUAAAGUACGCAUCUAUGUUGUGUUUAUUGAUCUCUAAAUUGACAACACUGCUUAGAGUGAUGUUUUUUUUUAAUCCAUUGAAGCAACAAUACUUUUGUUGGAUCAGGGAUUUGACAGAGCUUCAUACAUAUAGAAGUAUGUUCAAUUCUAGAAAAUUUUUGAAAAUUGUUUCAAGAAGUUAACAUUCCCUAACAUUAGUUCUAGCAAAGAGUCACACAAAAUCUGAGUCACAUUCAUAUAGGAGAAAGAUAGAGUAGGUUUGAAAACAAACACCCAUCAUGGACCCACUUAAAAGUUUUGAUCUCAUUCCUUUUAGUUUAUUUUUAGCAUCACUAAGAUCUCAAGAAUAUUAUUUCAACUCUGAAUCCUGGAAAAAAAAAAACUAUAUUGUCUAUUUAUACUUGAAUGAGGUCAGCCAGCAUAAUACUUUCUUUUUCUGAGAAGGAUUUGGAAAUGUAGAACCGGCUGUUAUAACGGACAUAUCCAUCCAUUUCUUUUUCAGAAAAUAUUUGUUUCCUUUUGGUGAAGAAUCCCAGAUAUGAUCUAAUAAAAACUACAUCAGUAUCUAUUUAAGGCUGAAACUUCUCUGUAUUUAGAGCCCACCAAAAUAAAAAAAUGUUCAGUAGUUAAAAAACAUGGCUACCUUCAACUUGCCAUUGUUGUUUUUUAGUAAAAUUCUAUGACAAUUUGUUUCUUUAAGUCUUAAACUUUAUGGUUAGCAGUUGUUUUGAUCUCAUUUGUUUGUAUUGUGUUAUACUUUUCAAAGUCCUUGCUAUAUUAUUCUUUUCAAAGUCCUUGUUAUAUUAUACUUUUCAAAGUCCAAAUUUGACCAAUUGACCAUAAAAAAAAAAUGAAAUGUUCUAUUUCUGAAAUAAAAAAAAAAAGAGAAUUAAACAUCAAUUACUAUCUUACUAUCUACAAUGGCUGUUGGCUAGCUAAUAGAUCCUCAUUUGACCAUGUAGCUGGUGUUCUGACUAGUUGUUGCUCAUGUCAAACUAUGUUUUCUUUUGAGACAUUGACAUUUGUGUCUAGUGUUAACUGCAUUGGAAACACUUGGUCAUGCUGCAAUUAUAAUCAAACUGGUGUCUUUUCAUUUCUGCUGGGCACAUUGUACUGUGCUUGAAACUUUUAAAUUGAGACAUGGGAUAUUUUUUUUGAAUGCCUGGGUUUGAAUAAAGGUGAUCUGUAUGUCUACUUAGGACAAUCCUUAAAUGGAUAUCAAAAUAUUUUGUACAUUUUCUGCAAACCUUGAGUUCAUAAAGAGAAACUGGUGUAAGCAUUUCUUGUACUAUUUCAUUCACUUCUAAUGAGUCUUCCUUACGAUAGAACUGAUGACAGACAAAGCGUUCAAAGAACUUGUUCAAUGAUUACUUGUUGACAAGUACAUUAAAGGCUAUAAAUAUUUAAUCAUGCAGAAAAUGUAAUAAGCUCAAUUCAACAGCAAUUAGGUCAAGGUCAAGUGCAUGUAUUUAAAUUUUACCGCUCAAUUCACAGCCCAUGUACAUGAUUUACCAUGGCUGUCUGCUUCUGCAAACACACCAAAAUUGAUGGCUUGCGCUGAUAUCAACAGGCUGUCAAUAUUUGUAUAAAACUAUUUAAAUACUCAUCUUUGUUUUAAUCCCUACAGUCUGACUUUCCUUGAGCUUUGUGCAAGAAUAUGAUUGAUUGGUCAGUAAUGUACUGACAAAUUCAUUAUUUAUUAGUAGGUUAAACAAUUUCAAGUAUUUCAUUUGUUAUAAACAUGUUGCUUUCUUUUUAAAGAAAUGAAUUUAUUUUGUUCUAUUUUAUAUUUGUAUCAAGCUUGUAGUGUUGAAAAAUAGCAUUUUCGUAAAUAGUGCACAAUUUUUUUAAAAAAUCUUAAUUUUAUGUUUUUGCUUUACAAUUGUCUGGAACAGAAAAAAAAGUAAAAAUAAAUUAUUUUGUGAAUAUUAA
Molecule: messenger RNA, 8343 nt
Organism: Biomphalaria glabrata
Lineage: Eukaryota; Metazoa; Mollusca; Gastropoda; Planorbidae
Product: DENN domain-containing protein 1B-like
Exons: 26
Coding region: 278-3298 (1006 amino acids)
Biological process (GO): endocytic recycling; endocytosis
Cellular component (GO): intracellular membrane-bounded organelle; cytosol
Molecular function (GO): phosphatidylinositol phosphate binding; guanyl-nucleotide exchange factor activity
Source: RefSeq, a predicted model, not a curated record